Molecule: messenger RNA, 510 nt
Organism: Ambispora gerdemannii
Lineage: Eukaryota; Fungi; Glomeromycota; Glomeromycetes; Archaeosporales; Ambisporaceae
Source: the annotation of a GenBank genome assembly
AUGUCCAAUACGCUUCGCUCGUACCUAACAGCUGUUCGGUCUACAUUGACGGCAGCACUUUGUUUGACAAAUUUCCCGUCGCAGGUGGUUGAACGACAUAAUAAGCCAGAGAUUGAAGCUCUAUCAUCACUUGAAGUGGUGCUAAACCCGCUAACCAUCAGCAGAAAUGAAAACGAACAAGUGCUGAUAGAACCAUCUGUAAACUCGAUUCGUAUUAGCAUUAAAAUUAAGCAGGCGGAUGAGAUCGAGCGUAUCCUUUGUCACAAGUUUACGCGAUUCAUGAUGUUACGUGCAGAGAAUUUUAUUAUUUUAAGGAGGAAGCCUAUUCCUGGAUACGACAUUAGCUUCCUGAUUACCAAUUUCCACACUGAAGCAAUGUACAAACAUAAGAUCGUCGAUUUCAUCAUUCAGUUCAUGGAGGAAGUGGAUAAAGAAAUUUCAGAGAUGAAGUUGUCAUUGAAUAGUCGGGCCCGUAUUGUAGCAGAGUCAUAUCUGUCGCAGUUUGCAUGA